Molecule: messenger RNA, 995 nt
Organism: Linum tenue
Lineage: Eukaryota; Viridiplantae; Streptophyta; Magnoliopsida; Malpighiales; Linaceae
Source: the annotation of a GenBank genome assembly
AGCCUUGUUGCUGCUGUUGAUAGGUUGAAAGAUACUUUCUGCCGGCAGCAUGCACUUGAUCUAAUUUUCACGGAAGAGGGUGAUAGCUCUCUGACAGCUGAUAUGUACAUCAACAUGGACAAAAACGUGGAGGAGUUAGCAUCGCUUCCCUCCCCAAUAUUCCAGGAACUUUUUGUAAAGCUGAACAGGAUGGCUAGUUUAACAGCAGACAUGUUUGCGGGGAGAGAAAGAUUUGCAACUUUACUGUCGAUGAGACUGACUGAAACUGUCAUAUUAUGGCUAUCAGAAGAUCAAAGCUUUUGGGAUGACAUUGAGGAAGGCCCGAGACCGCUUGGUCCUAUGGGCUUACAGCAGUUCUAUCUUGAUAUUAAGUUCGUCUCGUGCUUUGCCGCCCAAGGACGUUACCUGUCACGAAACUUGAACCGGGUUCUCAAUGAGAUCAUUAACAAGGCUGUGCAAGCAUUUUCCAGUACUGGGAUGGAUCCUGACAGGGUACUACCGGAAGACGAAUGGUUCAUCGAGGUAUGUCAUGAAGCCAUGGAAAGAUUAAGUGGGAAACCGAAAGCCAUAGAUGGAGAUCGAGAACUCAACAGUCCGACGGCCUCUGGGUCUGCACAAUCGAUUUCAUCUGUGAGUACCUAAUUUUCCUUCAAAGUCUUUACAGAUUCCCCCUCCUGUAAAUUUCAUAAUCGCGGGUAGAAUCCUAUAUUUCUCCCCCACCCUGGUUAGACCGAUUCUUUCUUUCUUUUUUCCCGUUUGUUCUAGUGUGCUCUGUAAAUUUGUUUUGGGUUGAGUUGUCUGAUAAGUCUCUGUUGUGCCAAUAUCUGAAUUUGUUGUCUUAACCAACCGUCAUCCAGGUUUGUAACCAUUAGGUGACGGAUUGUAAGUUGAGGGUUAAAAUGUCGCUUCGAAACAACAACAAAUAAGUUAGACAGUAAAAGAACGAGGUUUCUUGUCACAUCAUAUAAAAAAAGGAAUGUCACAUCAUUCUACGC